Messenger RNA from Fimicolochytrium jonesii, 3610 nucleotides. RefSeq lists its product as uncharacterized. The transcript has 10 exons. Lineage: Eukaryota; Fungi; Chytridiomycota; Chytridiomycetes; Spizellomycetales; Powellomycetaceae. The coding region runs from base 339 to 3416 and encodes 1025 amino acids. Gene Ontology annotation, cellular component: cytoplasm. The record is from RefSeq and is a predicted model, not a curated record. Gene Ontology annotation, molecular function: protein binding. Gene Ontology annotation, biological process: response to starvation; autophagy.
CGGAGUCCAAGACGAUUGGAAGAACGAGGCAGCCAUUGACAGUAAAUAAACGUCACCGCGUUUCAUGGAAGGCCAAAUCGGACCUCCAAAUUGAAACCCCACGCAUUGCUUCCACAUUACGCACACUCAUCCCUCAAACCUCCUUGCAGCAACCACCGCACUCGACCAUAGUGGUGCACCUGUAAGACUUGCGAGCGAAAAGCUCGGUUUGCUCUGACGCCGACUCGUUCUUCGUGACCGCUAUAUCGUUCCGUGAGCGACGUCGAGUGCCAAAUAAAGACGUUCAUAGCUAGAAGACAGGUCCGGUCUCUGAAACCUGCCUACGAUUGAAAAAAGGAAUGUUCUCGAACAACCCUAAAGGAGUACGAGCGCAACCCAAAACUUUAAGACCACCGUCGACCUUAUCGAACCUUACUUCAUACAUCGGCGGUCUUUCCUCUUACGUCGUUCAGAACCUGCCUGAGAAGUUGAAUUGGAACCCGCAAAGCGAGCCGUGCGCUGACGACGUAAACCCAUCCGAUUUUGAACAAGAGACUGUGCUCACUGCGGCGUUCUGUUGGGUUGAUUGGGAGAUCCCUGGAGUUGUCCAGAAAUUGGGGAGGAAGAGACGUUUAUGCUUGCUGUUGGGAUACCCUGCCGGGUUUCAGAUAUGGGACGUAUCCGACACGGAUAACGUGCAGGAGGUGGCCUCGUUCCGAGGGAUCUAUCGCGAUGUGGGAUGGAUUCAGGCCGUGCCCGACCCUCUUACAAGGGAAUCUGCGCAGGAUAAGUUCAAAGCAAGUCGACCGCUUGUUGCUUUGAUUGCGGACGUGGACAGUCAAAACAGCCCUCGAUCGAAAGCUGCACCUAUUGCGGUGCAAUCAACCAGAGUGCUGCAGCUCUUUUCUAUGAGCGGAUUACAACCUGUGAAGACAUUGGACUUUGGAUCUAGCGUUCCUCUCGAGGCGAGAUGCACCGCGCGAGCAUUGGCAGUGGUUCUCAACUCCAACACCAUCCAAGUUUUCAGUUCGCUGACCUUGCAAAAGCUUGCCACUUUCGGAGACGUAGCCUCGACUCCACUCCAUGAUGGCGCUGUCUUCGAUCUGGGCUUGCGUUAUAUUAUUUACGCGACGUCAACGCUACCGCCGACCAAAACGACAGCUACUCUCCGAGGAGGUGAUCAACUUGAUAGCGACGAGUCCGAUGAGUUGAAGGAGAUGGGUGUGGCACGAAAGGUGGCGGGAAAGGUGGCCAAGGAGCUGGUGAUAGGAGCCAAAGUUUUGGGAGAAUACGGAUAUCAAGCUCUCAACAGCUACUUAGCGCCAAAGCCCGGUGCGAAGGCUGCUGACGGGGAUGGUGAUCCCAGACGCUCAAUGGAAGGAGAGAGGCAGCCACGCCCAAGGGACAAAAUGGCCGCCUCUAGCGCCUCUAGUGGCCGUGGAGAGCAAAGCCGGCUUGCCGGGGCAACAGGAGUGGUCAUCGUUCAUCGGAUUCCCAGUUCCGCGAGUGGGGUGUCAGACUCCUCUCCAACCAACUUCGAGCCUAUGCAAGCCAUAGCUCAUUGGAAACCACACUCGAAUCCUGUCUCAGUUAUCCACUUCAAUCCCAAUCAAAGUCUCGUGCUGACUGCCUCCACACAAGCCAAUGCAUUUUACCUGUGGGAAGUGCCUUCAAAUAGCGCCAAGGGCAUUCCCAAGACAAGUGCCCGGUGCAUUUACAAGUUGGAAAGAGGAUACACUAUGGCAACUAUUGAGGACAUCGCCUUCUCGUUAGACUCGCGGUGGAUCGGUGUCACCACAGCUCGAGGCACUACGCACGUCUACCAUAUUGAGCCGCUGGAGCGCGGCAAGCGAAAGCCAGGCGGUGUUAUGGGAGGUCCGCCGUCGGCUGAUGAGAGGUUGAACCUCAUCAAUGGCGUAUUAGAAACAGGAGGGGCCAUGCCAUCCCACCCGGAGACGGAGGUGCAGCAUGGCAGCGGCGUGCCGAGCUUGUAUCCCGUAGCGAGAAUCAAACGGCAGGUUGCGGCAGAAACCGGACGCAGGCAGAGUGAUGCAUCUUCAUCAAUCGGAUCUCCGACAGACACAGGCAGCCAUUUGACGUUGCCUCACGCGAAUGGCCAUCCACACGGUCUACUUCUCGCCGCCUUUUUGCCCGAAGAUAGGUGCACACCGGAGGACCGUGCUGGUCGCUCUCGCAGAAGUAGCAAUAGCCGUCUCCCAAGUGCAGACCGUAACGGUUCAUCUGGAUCUGGUAGCUGGGGCGCACUACGGAACUCCUACGACGCAAGCGGCUUCCCGAAGUCGUGCACAAUCUCACAAGUUAGUCGCCAAGGCCUUUUGACAUUCCAGUCCGCAGGCCAAGGUAUUCUGAUGAUCCAUCACAUGGAUGUGAUACUUGAAACAUUUACUGGACCGCAACAUACUACAAAUACGUUGUCUCCGUCGCCUGGUAGUCACGGAAGUGGGCAGAAGAGCUUCCUCGGGAAUCUCAGUUCUAGCCCUUUGGAACGAUUCUCUCCUUCAGGUUUCCUCUCGAGCGCAUUUCCUGGAUUGACAUUGGGCACCGCGGCGAGUAAGAAGUCUCAUUUGCGGGUCAAGGUAUCGGAUGUGCUGGAAUGGGCGGUCAAUCGGGAAACCGACUGGGCAGAAGUCAAGUAUCCGAUUCAGCCCCGGACCGUGCAUCCAAAUCGGCCAUCCUCAGGAACAAAACCCGCCUCAAGCAAAGGAGGAAAAGCUGAAGCAUCGGAAAAGAAGUGGCUUUCGAAAAUCGAGAUCCGCACUUUCCAUCCGUCGUUACGACCGCCUGUUUGGACGGGGCCACAGUUCGUAUUCCAAGUCUAUGACACAACUGCCCGCGCCAGUGUUGCAACAGCGCCACAUGGGCCCAAACCGGAUUUGAGCGACCUCCCUUCUGCUGUUGAACUCAAGAUUAGGCGGGAGGCCCCCAAACCAUAUGGAGAGGAACGCUCUCGCCCAAGCGGCCACUUCCCUGUGCUCGAUCGUGGAGACGGUAUUCAAGACGACAUCACUGCCGCUAUUGGCUCCAAUAUCGAGUUCACGCCUUAUAAGUUGGAUUCUCUCCAUGCCUAUCAUGACUCUUUGUCCUUCGAAGAUGCCGACCUCAUCCAACUACCUCAUGAACCCCCGUUCGCGCAACUCCACGCAUCGACCCAUAGCCAUCACACAAACUCCAGCCAUCGAACAGCAACUCCCGUCAGCGGCGAGGAUGUAUUUGUUGAAGCACCCGGGCCGAACGGCCUUCAUGAAACGGGUGAAAACCCAUCGCAUAAGUUUGUGCUGCAAUGCACCCCCCCGGCCACGGCCUCACCGAUCCCGAACCUGCCUCGAAAUCCACGGCACACAUCGACUGCAGCAGACAGCACGCCGUCCGGCUCACCAUCGUCUUUGGCCGGGUCUAUGUCUUCUUGGAGGGGUUGAUCCUUCAGUGUUCCCUGCGUACGGUUCUUCGUUGGCAUGGCCCAACCGUGUUUGUAGCCAAAAAGCGUGCCAGCGCAAAAUGCUGAUAUGGCCCCUGUUCCCAGCGGAAUUAUGGAAAGCCAAAACAAAAAUUGUACAUAUAAGUGUUGAUUUUUGGAAAGAAUACAUGAAUGUGGUUUUGUUUGCAACUGGCA